This is a messenger RNA of Lotus japonicus, 1576 nucleotides long. RefSeq names its product flavonol 7-O-beta-glucosyltransferase UGT74F1-like. Gene Ontology annotation, molecular function: UDP-glycosyltransferase activity. The record is from RefSeq and is a predicted model, not a curated record. The transcript has 2 exons. Bases 83 to 1483 code for a protein of 466 amino acids. NCBI's taxonomy places the organism in Eukaryota, Viridiplantae, Streptophyta, Magnoliopsida, Fabales, Fabaceae.
CAAAUCAUUUCAACAGUUUGUGUUAUUAUCAUCACCUCCACCAUAAUUCAGUUCUCUUUGUGCUUGUGUCAACAUAUAGGUGAUGGACGAGAAAAGGAGCAAGGAGAAUGGUUGCAGACAUGUGUUAAUGAUUCCAUACCCAAGCCAAGGCCACAUAAAUCCAAUGCUUCAAUUUGCCAAACUCCUGAGCACCAAAGGAGUCAGAGCCACCAUGGUCACAACCAUAUUCAUUUCCAAAACCAUGCAUCUCCUAUCAUCAUCACUCUUACCAAAUUUCAUUCAAUUUGACACCAUAUCAGAUGGUUAUGACCAAGGUGGUUUUGCUCAAGCAUCCAGCAUACCAACCUAUCUUUCAAGCAUGAAAGCCACAGGCUCCAAGAACUUGAGGGAACUCAUCCAAAAAUACAAAAUUUCUGAUUACCCCAUAGAUUGCUUAGUUUAUGACUCUUUUCUUCCAUGGGUUUUGGAAGUGGCCAAAGAAUUUAGCUUAUUAGGAGCUGCUUUUUUCACUCAAAUGUGUGCUGUUAAUUGUAUUUUUUAUUAUGUACACCAUGGACUUUUAAAGCUUCCUAUUUCUUCAACACCAAUCUCUAUACCGGGGCUUCCAUUGCUUGAUCUAAAAGACACACCCUCCUUUGUUCAUGAGCUUGGUGUCUAUCCAGCUUACUAUGAGUUAGUCAUGAAUCAAUUUUCUAGUCUCCACGAAGCAGAUGUCAUUCUUGUUAAUUCCUUCUACAAGCUAGAGGACCAGGUGGUGGAUGCCAUGUCAAAGUUAUGUCCUUUUGUGACGAUUGGGCCUACAGUUCCAUCCUUUCAUCUGGACAAAGAAGUCCCAGGUGACAGAGCAAAUAAUGUGAAUCUCUUCCAAGUAGACUCAUCAGCCAUCAACUGGCUCAAUCCAAAGCCAUCAAGGUCAGUCAUUUAUGUAUCAUUUGGCAGCAUGGUCUCCUUUAGCACAGAGCAGAUGAGGGAAAUAGCACUGGGCUUAAUGGGAACUGGCUUCAACUUCUUGUGGGUGAUCCCUGCUCUAGAGGCAAAAAAUCCCCCUGGAGAGUUGUUGGAAGAAAUGGGUGCAAGUGGAAGGGGUUUGGUGGUGAAUUGGACCCCCCAGUUGGAAGUUCUAUCAAACCAAGCUGUUGGUUGCUUUCUAACACACUGUGGAUGGAACUCAACCACUGAAGCAUUGUGCUUUGGGGUGCCCAUGGUUGCAAUGCCACAGUGGACUGACCAGCCUUUGAAUGCAAAAUAUGUUGAGGAUGUGUGGAAGGUGGGGAUCAGAGUUAAGGUAAAUGAGAAUGGGAUUGUGACAAGAGAAGAGAUUGAGUGUUGCAUCAGGGAAGUAAUGGAAAAGGAACAUGGAGGAGAACUGAGGAUUAAUGCUAAGAAAUGGAAGGAACUUGCUAUAGAAGCACUGAGUCAGGGUGGCACUUCAGACAACAACAUCAAUGAAUUUGUAAAUAUGCUGAAGAAAUGUCCCUAUUAGUUCCAAUUUAUGUUUAUUAUGGAUUCCCUCUAGAAUACAACUGAGGGAGAGACCUCAAAAUUGGGUUGUAUGAUAAUUUGAUUUUCCUUCUGA